Scatophagus argus is the source of this 4736-nucleotide messenger RNA. It is a transcript of the gene taf4, whose product is annotated as TAF4A RNA polymerase II, TATA box binding protein (TBP)-associated factor. Gene Ontology annotation, biological process: DNA-templated transcription; transcription initiation at RNA polymerase II promoter. Gene Ontology annotation, cellular component: transcription factor TFIID complex. Lineage: Eukaryota; Metazoa; Chordata; Actinopteri; Scatophagidae. Gene Ontology annotation, molecular function: DNA binding; protein heterodimerization activity; RNA polymerase II general transcription initiation factor activity. Bases 1002 to 3554 code for a protein of 850 amino acids. The record is from RefSeq and is a predicted model, not a curated record. The transcript is spliced from 15 exons.
UUCGGAUUUAAAUUUAAUAUGAAAGCAAACGUGACCGUAUACUUUCUGUUUGCACUGUGGAUUUAUGGUAAAACCAGAACACGUGGGUGCUAAAGCAGACUUAAUCUCAUGACUGCUGACAGUACACUACAAUAUUUCCUCUCUACAAGGAGGGUGGGGCGCCCUCAAACGUCUCUUGACAACACCAACUUCACUAGCUGGCCAAAACACUGCAGCCAUCUUGCACAGCGCAUCGAGAGUGAUUAAACUCUGAAAUUUGGUUUGUUAGCUUGUUGUAAACCUCGGUAUCAUUCUACCAGGAGUCGCACGUUACGAUUCUGGAACGGAGCAGUUAACUAGAUAGCAUAAACAAGCAAGCGACGAUGUAACAUUUGAUGAAAACAUAUCGUCUCCGGUACGAUGUUGUUCCGUCUCACGCAUCCCCUGGAAUGACGGCUGAAGCCAUUGGUACCGCCUUUUAGAAUGAGGAACAGCCAAUCACAGCUCGUCGAAAUCCCUACACGGAGACGUUAAGUUGUUGUGCGCACGCGCAUGUCAGUUGGUAAAUACCUUACUUCUCACAAGCUCGCAGGAGUGUGAAGAUGGCGGUUGGCUCUGGACUGCUGGAUGAGCCGUUUUUACACACAGAGGUGAAUAAAGCGGUAGUUUGUCAUUCUGCACAGUCUGUAGAGCCACAACUAUCGUUCUUGUGUCACAACAACCACUGGGGUAGGCACGAGACAGCCGGUAAUUACAUUGCUAUAGUUCCGGGACAAGGGGGUAGCGCGAGCUAAUGUCCAGCUGGGACUUGGUCAAGACGAUUGCUGAAGCAGGUAACUGUAACUAUUAAUGCUAUUUUCCUCUUUGUCUCUCCGAGUAUAAAAGCAAGCGCCGGAGCUGAGAGACACAAGUAGAUGUGUCAGAGUCUUGCCCCGUCAUAUUCAAGAUUGUUUGUGCUCCUUCCAAACAAGUUGAAGUGCAGUAGGGGGGUCUUAUCAUAGCGAGGUCCCCAUGAUUCAACUAUGGAUGCAUCGACAGCCAGCACGGAUUCCACCACGGGGCACGACCCUGGCAAAACACAUGUUAGCAGCGUUGUAACAUCUCUCCCUAAUCACCAGGGAAAAGAAGGCUUGUAUUCUGUGCAGACUUUCAAUGGGAGCCAAACUAUGAACUCUCACAAUUCAGGAAGCGCUGCCACUGUCGGAGGCACGACAGUGACAAGUGGAAUUGGUAACAGCGGCGGCACUGCGAUAUCUGUCACGGCUGUCAACAGUGGACCAGUAACGUCAAAAGGACUGGCCAGUGCGAUAAUGUCCCCGUCGUCAAACAGUGUAAUUCAGACUCCCCUCACGAACUCGCAGAGUGUUGUUGCUUCAGUUCAGCCUACGAGCCCGGCAACAGGACCCACCGUGACACUCGCCAGGCCGCCUAUGCAACCCGCGUUGUCGAGCGCAACUUUGAACGGGAACAAUAAUGUGAGUCCUGCUGUGGUUGUCAAUACAACAGGUCAGACAGGUAUCACCAUACAAAACCCGCAUGUAAACAAUACUCAGGCGCCCAGCUCGGUGUCUGUCAGCGCAGGGUCGCACAUAAUCAAGGCAGAACCACCCACUUCAAUAAUACAGUUGGCACCGCAGCCGGCCGUCAUUUCCAGCGCUCCCCGGAUUCCGGUGACGGUGGCUGGCAGCCCAGGCGGGAUCCGAGCUCUGACGCCUCAGAUGUUGGCCCCAAGGCUCCCCCAGACCUCCCCGGGGCAGCCCAGUAUACAUAACAUUCAGCUACCCCCCGGGAUGGUGCUAGUGCGCAGUGAGAGUGGACAGCUGCUGAUGAUUCCUCAGCAGGCUCUGGCCCAGAUGCAGGCCCAGGCACAGGGAGGCAUGGCACCUCGGCCUGCUACACCAACAAACGUGCCUCCUGGCCAGGCUCCUGCAAACACCGUCAUCAGCAGACAAGUGGCUCCCAGCGCCAUCAUCCGUCAGGGCUGUCCAGCUCCAGCGUCGCUCACUGCAACCACCACUCUUCAUAGACCUCCCAUCCUUCAGAGCUCAGCUGGGGCUCAGGUACCAGGAAUGACCCCCAGGACAGUCAGCCAAACAGCUGGGACCACAGUGACCUCAGUAACCAUGAGCAAAGAGACAAUGGAGAAUGUGAAGAAAUGUAAGAGCUUCUUGUCUACAUUGAUCAAGCUAGCAUCCACUGGGACACAGUCAACAGAGACGGCAGCCAGCGUGAGAGAGCUGGUCAAGGACCUGCUGGAGGGCAAAGUGGAAGCUGAGGAAUUCACCAGCAGAUUAUACAAAGAGCUAAACUCCUCACCUCAACCAUACCUUGUGCCUUUCCUCAAGAGAAGCCUUCCGGCCUUAAGGCAGCUCACCCCAGACUCAGCAGCCUUCAUCCAGCAGAGUCAGCUCCCCCAGCAGGCCUCAGCUCCUGUCUCCUCCGCCUCACCCACUCCCAGCACAGUGGUCUUGGGCUGCUCAGCGUCCCGCCUCACAGUUCCAGUCAGCAGGCCCCAGCUCCAGCCAGAAGUUAGCAAACCAGGACAGACCGCCUCACUGGUUUUUCAGCCUCAGCAGCAGAGAGCAAUGUUGAGACCUCAGGUAACCUUAGCGACGACCCCCAUGGUGACUCUCAGGAAUCAGACCCCCAGCCGCAUCAUGCUGGGACAGCAACAGGUCCAGUUUAAAGAGCUGCACCGAGUUGCUGUGAGGCCAGAGGUGCCACCUGUUUCUAAACAAAUCUGUGCUGCAUCCUUGACGCCGGCUCAGAAGAACAAGCUGAAAGAGGCGGGUGGCACUUUCAAGGAUGACGACGAUAUCAACGACGUGGCCUCCAUGGCCGGAGUGAACCUAUCGGAGGAAAGUGCUAACAUACUAGCAAUCAAUUCUGGACUAGUGGGAGCCGUGACACAUUCCUGUAAGGACGAGGCUUUUCUCUCCUGUUCCGUUCUACAGAGGAGAAUGCUGGAGAUUGGCAGGAGGUAUGGUGUGACAGAACUGGGUGCAGAGGUGGUGAACUUUGUCUCGCAUGCUACUCAGCAGCGGCUCCGGAGCCUGCUGGAAAACGUUUCCCAAGUGGCUCAGCAGAAAAAUGUCAAUUUCAAGGAGGAUGACAGUUACGAGCAGAGCAGUGAUGUUCGCACUCAGCUCAAGUUCUUUGAGCAGCUGGACCAGUUGGAGAAACAGCGGAAGGAGGAGCAGGAGAGAGAGAUCCUCCUAAAGGCAGCUAAGUCUCGAGCUCGACAAGAGGACCCAGAGCAGCUGCGUCUGAAACAGAAGGCAAAAGAGAUGCAGCAGCAGGAGCUGGCUCAGAUGAGACAGAGGGAGGCCAACCUGACGGCUCUGGCAGCCAUCGGUCCCAGGAAGAAGAGGAAAAUUCUAGAUUCUCCAUUGUCCUCUGCUGCAGCUGAGGGAUCAGGAUCAGGUCCCUCUCUGUCUGGCGGGGCUGGUUCGUCGGGCUCCAGACCCACACGGCAGCGCAUCACACGUGUCAAUCUCAGGGACCUGCUCUUCUGUUUGGAGAACGAGAGAUUCACCAGUCGCUCCCAUUUCCUCUACAAGGGCUUUCUCAAAUAGGCUUGAUGUCAGAGAGCAGAGGAGAGGAGGAGGAGGAGGAGGAGGAGGGGGGAUGAAGUGUGUGUGUGGAGAGAGCAACAGCUCCCACCACCGAGAGAGCAUAAGAGGCUCUUAGAAAUGAAGAGGAGAACAGCAGCCUGGCAGAUUUCGAGGUCUUUGAGACAUAUGUGAACCUGAAAUACAGUAGUAGCCAUACUGGAUGGCCUCUCUACCUCUCUCCUCAACAUUUCUUUCAGAGAAGUCAUGGACUAAUGCCCCUUUAUUUAUCCUCUACAACUUCAUUUUUGAGAAAGUGCAAAAAUGACAUGUUUUGUGAGGAAGGGUUCUUUUGUACGAACAAAUGGCUUAAUGUACAGUUAUGCACUGUCACACAGCACAUUUUAUUUUCUGAUUGUUUGUGUGCGCAUUAGGCUUUAAAGCAAUGGAAAUAAUGCAUUUGUUUAAUAGACCACCAACUAAUUUUAAUGAAUAAUGAUUGUAUUUUUGUUCUGUCAGUUGCAUUAGUAUGACUUUAUAACCUGCUGAUUUGCCUUCCUAACUAUGAAUAAGCCAUAUAGCCAUCCUGAAGUGAUUAACUCCUGUGUAACCCAUGAAGCAGUAGCUCACUCUGUAUCUAUCAUCUCCAUUACUUUAUUGAUUUUGUUUUGCAGCAUAUUUAUUUACUAAACUCAAGCUUAAAUUAAUGUCUAGCUAUUUAUUUAAUUUCAACAACUCAGUUGUUUUGUGUAGCUUAAAUUGAAAAGAAAAUGUGCAUUUGGUUGAAUAGGAUAUGUUUUAAAUCAGUUUUGACUUUUUGUUGAGUGUAUAGUUUUCAGUGUGUGAUCAUGGGCAAUUUAAAAAAAAUGUUUAAUUGUCCUUUUUAAAAUCAGUUUAACUUGUAUUGAUUUGUGAAAUUUAAACAGUUUUCAGAAAGCAUUUAGCCUGUUUCGCUAUACCAAACGUACAUCUACUGGACAGAUAUCUAUUUUUAUAGGUGCCCACCGAUACACAUUUUUACUUUUUUAAUAGUGACUGACAUUGUCCUCCUGUCUAACAAGCUGGAGUUUUUUCCUGUAUAUUUGUAAAUGUUACACCUCAAGCUUUACACAGUUUUUAUAGAGUGGAGAAUUUACCUAUACAGCAUAAAGAAAAAAAUACAUUUUCUCUAUUGAAAAGUUUGAAUAAAUGAUGAUUUUACAGUAA